AUGUCCCGACAGGUAGACCAGUUCAUCGACGAUGAGGAGGAAGAGCUCUGCCCCCUCUGCGUCGAGGAGUUCGAUCUCUCCGACAAGAACUUCAGGCCUUGUCCGUGCGGCUACCAGUUCUGCUACAACAAUAUCAAGACCACCAUGAACGGCCUCUGUCCCGCAUGCCGCCGGCCAUACGACGAGAAAAGCAUAGAGUGGAAGGUCAUCAGUCCGGAAGAGAUGGCCAACUACAAAGCCGACCUUGCUCAGCAGGCUAAGAAAAAGGCUGCUGCACGUCAAAAGGAGGCUCAGAAGCGCGAAGCCGACUCGUUAAGCCGUAAACACCUAGCCGGCCUGCGUGUCGUCCAGAAAAACCUCGUCUACGUCACCGGACUCAACCCUACGACGAGAGAGGAUAAGCUUCUCGAGACGUUACGUGGCGACCAAUACUUCGGACAAUAUGGCAAAAUCGUCAAGAUUGUUGUGAGCAAGGCGAAGGACACGUCGCAUCCACAGCAGUCUGUUGGGGUCUACGUCACUUUUGCUAAGAAGGAGGACGCCGCGGCUUGUAUCGCUGCUGUGGAUGGGUCUGUGAACGGCGACAGGGUUUUGAGGGCCCAGUAUGGAACGACCAAGUACUGCUCCGCCUACCUCCGCAACGAACAAUGCAAUAAUCGCAAUUGCAUGUUCCUUCACGAACCCGGCGAAGAGAGCGACAGCUUCACACGACAGGACCUCUCAUCGAUGAACGUCAUAUCGACUCAGAAUCCCAACCAGACCCGCUCGUCGUCCUCCGUCCAGCCGCAACCGCAACCCCCGCCACAACAUGCGCCGCAGUCUGUCGCCGCAGCUUCCCAGCCUAUGAGGAGGCAGGAAAGUCACGAUGGCUCGAACGGUUCUCAAGAUGGCCCUGCACUACCUUCGCACGCAAGUUGGGCCAACAAGCCUCCGCCAGCUCCUCAGCCCCGCCAUACACCACAGCCAUCGAGUGUCGCUGCAGAAAGCCCGAAGGAGAUCAGCGCGACCCCCGCCGCACCUGCUAAGCUCGAAGAACCCAAGUCUAAGAAGGCUGGUAAGACCAAGGAGCCCACGCCUCCUGCAGAACCGCCAAAGGAAAUUACCGAACAGCCUCCAGUGGAACCCAAAUUCCCCCAGUCUGAGCUGGACGAAAUCCUCAAGAACCUUUCUGGUGACAACUUAGCGUUUGUAUUCUCGGCAGUUUCGUUGAUGGACGACGAACUGCAGUUUGUCUCCAACUUUCCUCCUCUUUUUGACAUGAAUGGCGGCGAGCGGAGGAGAGUUGUGAAGGAGAAAGAGGCGGAGGAAAGGCAAAGGCUAGAAGCAGAUGCGCAGGCGCUUCGGGAAGCUGCUUUGGCGCAGCAGGAACAAGAGGAGGCCACCGGAGGAGGCAGCAUGCAACUUGGUGGCGAGCCGGAAGAACGGUCAGACGUUAGCCAUACACAGCAGCACGCGAUCCAGGCACCCGGACAACAAUCCCUUGGUGGCUCUACUCUUGGCCUAGACCAGAACUUUGGUCUUCCCGAACAGAUGGCGAACCUGGGCCUGAACCGCGGCGGCCUCACGACUCAGCAACAGCAGCAACUGCUGUUGCAGCAGUUCAAGUCGGUCAACACGCAAGCCAACAGCAAUCUCUUCCAGAGUGCGCAGGGCCAGGUCCAGCCUGGCAUGCAGGGUAACGCUGGAGGCCAUUCCCGGCACACGUCUCGCUUCACUUUCGCCAACGACGGCAACACGGCUUCUGCAAACGUCAAGCCUGUUGCCAACGCCAAGCUCAUGAAUCAGCAAUCAUCCAUGAUGCCUCCCAACAGCCACUUCAGCCAGCUCUCUCAGCAUCAGCCCCUUGGCCAACAGUUCUUCUCCAGCAGUGUGCAGGGCCCGCCGCCCGGCCUGAAGACGACUGGCACCCCUCCCAUCAGUGGAGGCGGCAUGUUCGGUCAGGGUCAUGGCUUUGCCACCAGUGGAGUGGGCUACGGCGCCAACGCCAUGGGUAGAAAUGCUCAGGAAGAUGCGAUGAGAGAGCUCCUCCGGGGUCGGGGCAACAACGCUGGCGGCAGCCAGCUGCAUGAUACUGGCAAGCGUGAGUUAAUGUUCCCUUCUUUCUUGCACCAGAAUCCUACCGCGACUUCCACGCCGAGCCCAGCCCCUGGCCUUCUGAACUUCCCCUAUGGACCUCAGCCUGGCGCAUACCAGGAUUCUGGUUCCCAGAAGCAGAAGAAGAAGGGGAAGAAGCACAGACAUGCUAACACUUCCUCCUCCGGAGGUGGUGUAGUUGAUGUUGCGGACCCGAGUAUUUUGCAGGCGAGGUUGCAUCAGGGCGGAGCCAUGGUCGGCCAGGGACUGUACGCUGGCCAGGGUCAAGGUGGGUUCUCAUCCGUGUACAACGGUGGCUUCAGCAGGUGGUGA
This is a messenger RNA of Diplodia corticola, 2406 nucleotides long. Its product is annotated as rna recognition domain-containing protein. The record is from RefSeq and is a predicted model, not a curated record. The transcript has 4 exons. Gene Ontology annotation, cellular component: CCR4-NOT complex. NCBI's taxonomy places the organism in Eukaryota, Fungi, Ascomycota, Dothideomycetes, Botryosphaeriales, Botryosphaeriaceae. Gene Ontology annotation, biological process: protein ubiquitination. Gene Ontology annotation, molecular function: RNA binding; ubiquitin-protein transferase activity. Bases 1 to 2406 code for a protein of 801 amino acids.